CCCGAAAUAGUUUGAUCUUUUUAUCACUUACGAGACAUUGAACGGAUUCAUAGAAAUUUCAAAAAAAUUAAUGAACAUCAAAUUGAAAAAGAGACACUAUGAAAAUGUUAUUACAAUAACAUAUAGUUAAAUAAAUUACUCUUUCUGAAAAAAAUUAAUCCACUAAAAUAAAUACUAGACAACUUUGUUCUUAUCGUCAUAGAAUAGUUCUCUCAAACCAUAACGAACUAACAGAGUGUCAAGAUCAAUUAAAUUCUUUCGACAUAUUACAGCGACAGCUAAGGACAACUACUGAUACAUCUCUUUAGAAUAUACAGAAAUGGGUAUAAUAUGGAUUAAUGGACUCGAUUUCGAUUCACUUUACACGACUCUUUACACUUGUAGUGUUAUUAAACUUCAUUCAGAUCGAUCUAUGCGAUUUAUCUUCUGUUGAUUCUUGAUGAAAACUUCAAUCAUAUGAAAACUAGCAAUUUUUGCAGAUAAAGUACGGAAGGACGGAAUUACUCAAGAGCUAACUCCAGCAAUAUUUUGGACUAGUAAUUAUGCUUAUCUGUGUACAUUCAUUCUUUUCGAAAAAAUUUAUUGAAAGUAUUUUUUGAAUCGUUUUUGAUUAGAAAAUUCAUUAUCUUGAUUACACCACUGAAUGCAGGUAUUGGACGUCAUUUGAUAAAUUCAAUUUAUCAAUUAGAUAGUGUACCUAAAAGAACAUAUAGCACGUUACCCGUGGAGUACGAUUGACGUAAAAUAAUUAUGGCAUGUUUUGAUGGGCGAUAGUAAAAAGACGUCUUUAUGAAAACAUGAUUGAACAUGGUCAGAAUGAACUUCGAUAUUUCGAGCAUUAGCCAAUCGUCUUUGCUUUCGUAUUUCAUUCAGAAGUAAUUUUAAACAAUUCUUGAUGUAAUAUUCAUGAUGAGAAGUUACGUCUAUUUACGUGUCUGUUUCCUUUUGAACGAUAUUUGACUAGUUAUUUUAAGGAAAGAUAUGAAACAUUGUUUUGAGACUAACAUGUUCCAAACAAUACCAAAUUACCUCUACUAAUCGUCUAUCAUAUUUCUAUUGUUGACUUGAUAUCUAUGAAGGUUUUGUUGGUCUCAAAGAAGUUAAACAAGCUCAAAACAUCGACAAUGAUUAAAAUAAACGAUUGUGAGACAAUUAUGCUUUGAUCUUGCUUACCCAUUUAUUUUUCUGUCUAUAUAGAUUGAAUGUACACUUAUAACAUCUCAAAUGCAACGUCGAUUUAUAUUCAGAUGAAUUAAUGAAGCUUCAAUCUGACUUAAUUCGUGUACGAUUGAAAAUGAAAGAAUUAUUACUUGGUGAUAAUGUUUUUUUAGAAUUGUUUAAAAAUGAACAUGAUUUAGUAAAGAACAACAUGAUGCUUAAAGAUAAUUAUUUUCUUCACUACAAAUAGUAUUACUUGAAACUCAAGAGAAGGAAAAAAUAUGUAUAUUAAAAGAACAACAUAUUCGUUAAAAAUUGAUUCUAUCGUUGGGAUUUUAGCUGGAAUCAUCGUUAAGUAGCGGAUGAGACAAAAUGAUUGCAACAUUGAAUAUUUUGUAAACAUCUCAACAAAGAUAAAUCAUAAAAACUUGAAUCUUUUUUGUAAAAAAAAAUGUGUCACAAAACUCUCUACAAUAGUUAACAUGGAAGAUUGUCUUGACUUGUGAUAAUGGAUUUACAGUGAGCUAAACUGAAAGUUGCAUAAAAUUCUGUAAUUUCUCACUGUAACAAUGAUGUAGAAAUUCCAGAAUACAUUAGUUUCAAAUCUAAAUCAGACUCAUUGUACCAAAACUCAUUCAUUACUCAAUGUCACACCGUAGACAAUGAGAUUUUCUCGAUGUUUGCAAAUCGCCAGCGAGAAGUAUUGUAUGCCAAAUACGAUUAUUGUUUAAAUACAGAAAGAGAAUGAACUCCGAUGAAUGAGAAAUUAGAGCAUUUCAUACAUCUUUCAUUGUAGCUCUCACUAAAUCUUUUAUUCAAAGCUGAGAGAAUUUUUUAGUUUAACUACCAUAGAGAAUUUCUCUUCGCAAUAGAAGAUUCUCCCAAUUCUUCAUUAUUUUUCUCAAAAAAUUCGAACUCUAAUUAGUAUAUUUGCAUUAGAAUAUGCCUAUUUGUUAGAGUUUUCAGCGGAAAAUUUUACAAGCCUCGUGAAAACUUGGUACACUUGUUCAUGAUAGAAAACACGGAAUCCUGUAUUGAGGAGAAGGAAUGAUUAACACAAAUAUUUUUUCUUUAUUUCGGAUACAAUGAGACAUAGCAAUAUUUAAUACAACUAUUAUCUUAGUGUUCUAAUAGUCCAUGAGAACAAGUCAAAAGAAUUUUGUGAUGUAGUUCUUGUAGAGAACUCGACGACGUAUCGCUUUGAAAAAAUUCAAGGCUUUAUGUUCGCUUUUCGUGAAAUAGUUGUAAAAUAUUGGAUGAUGCAAUUAUUUUGCCUUCUCUGACAUAUUGUUCGUCUUGUUUUAACUUCAAUUUAAAAAUAUUUUUCUAACCAUGCAAAUUUAUCAAAUCGUUAAUUUAUGCAAGAUUUUCGUAAUCUAACAAAUGAAUCACAAAAACUAUUUGAAGUUUUAAUUAUUAAACAAGAAAUACCAAUUAAGAAAAUAAACGAAAAGAAUUAUUAAAUGAAGAAUGUAUUCAAUCAAAGAUUAAUUAUCAUACCGAUUUUCUAUAAAUUUCAGCUAGUUUUAUAUCUGUUAUUAUAUCAUAUUUUUUUGAGUUGAUAAUAAAAUUAUUUUUCAGAUGAUUUCACCUCUAUUUAAACAUCUGAUCAUUCAACAACAAAAAAUUUUUCGAUUAAAAAUAAAGACUCUAUCUACAGUAAAAGAUGGUGUGAAUGACAUUCGAGAUACAGGAAUCGUUAAACGAUUUUCACAAGAUAAAGGUUUUGGUUUUAUUAAAAGAGAUAGUAAUGGAAAUGAUAUAUUUGUACAUUUUCAAUCAAUUCUUGGCACUGGAUUUAAAACGCUUCAGGAAGGACAACAAGUUGAAUUUAAACUAUUUCAAGGAGUUAAAGGUCUUGAA
This is a messenger RNA of Rotaria sp. Silwood1, 3021 nucleotides long. The record is from the annotation of a GenBank genome assembly. Lineage: Eukaryota; Metazoa; Rotifera; Eurotatoria; Philodinida; Philodinidae.